Molecule: messenger RNA, 2545 nt
Organism: Sphaeramia orbicularis (orbiculate cardinalfish)
Lineage: Eukaryota; Metazoa; Chordata; Actinopteri; Kurtiformes; Apogonidae
Exons: 19
Coding region: 56-2545 (829 amino acids)
Source: RefSeq, a predicted model, not a curated record
AUCAAGUUCAUCAACAACCAACGAACCACUUCAACUUCCUGAUGGAGUUUUCCAUAUGGAGUGUCGUGACCGUUAUUUCAUGACUGCUGUCGAUCUGUCCUUCACUGGGCGGGAUCCUCAGUUUGGUGCUGUUGACGGGACAGGUGCGUUUCCUGUCGUUGGACAGUACGCAUCAGAAUGUGGAUACACAGUCACUGUUCUUCCUCUGCAGAACCGUGUGGAGCUCCGAGCCUCGUACUUCAGCUGUCACACCCACAACAAAGAUGACAAAGUAUUCACGUUCAGCUUCUACCUCAUUGCGACACACGGACGAAAAAGGGGACAGGAAGUCACUUACACUUUCACCAAAACCUGUUCUCCAGCUCUGCCCUGGUCUCCCAGAGAGGUCACUUGUGAAGAAAACUACAUGGAAGUGUCUGUGAAGAGUGACGUGACUUGUGGGUUAAAGACAGACUUCUGGAGUACAACUGUCCAAUCUGCGUAUAGAUCAGCUUCAGUCUGGACAGUGAGAUUCCAGAAGGCAGGGCAGCAGGCGACAACCAUGAACCUACAGGAAGCUCGUACCCAGGGUUAUGUGUUCAACGUGGCACAUGGAAGGAUUGUGUUUCGAACGCCCUAUGGACAACCUGACUCGGACAGCAUCAUGGUGAAUGAUGUUCCAGUAGAGGUCAUCCAGGCUACUCUAUUCUCCAGACAAAGCUGGGUCGUUCUAAUGGUCGACCUGGUCAUCGCCUGCUCAAUGUAUCAAGGUUCAUAUGAGGACGGAGGAUACAUGACAUGGGAGACUCCUGAGACACCGUUCCCUGGACUGAAUGCCAAACAGAUCAGUGUUGGACUCAGUGGUGAACUUAUGGAGCAGCCAGUCGCAGAGAGCAGGGGUUACAUCAUAGAGAAACGCAACAACACAGUCCGGAUCGUCAUCCCCUACAGCGCAGAAGGACGUCACAGGACGAGCGUUAUGAUCGGUGACCUCUUUGAGUUCUUCAUCUUUCAUCUCUAUAUGGAGCAAAUCUCAGUGGACAAGGAUAAAGUGGAGACCAGACUCCGCCACCACAGGGCAUUGACUACUGGCCUGUUGAGACACCCUGUCAUCACUGACAACCGAACUGUUGUAGAGGAUCGCAUCUUCACCAUCUACCUCGGUGACAUCCCUGAAGAUGUAAAUUUGGUUGGUCUUGAACUGAACGGACAACUGUUUACGGCGCCUUUUACAAAUACGAGCACCUGUGAAGUGGGAGAAGAGGUUCAUCCUGACACCACCCACGGCUUCACUCUGAAGGUGUCGUUUGACGACCCCUGUGUCAUUCAACAGUUUUCCACAGAAGAUGCAGUUGUUCAGUAUCAGCUGGAUGUGAACUACACACUGACUAUUGUACCUGACGAUGAACCGUUUUACCACGUGGCCUCUUUCGUGGCUGUUUGGACUGAUUUGACUCCUCCGGCCUUCGAUGCGUUCUGUUCUGAGACCGGCAUCGUCUUCAGACUGGACCGCCGGUCUCUGGACCACAAGUGGGAGGUGGUCAUCGGCUCAGACCCUCUGACGUCGGACCUGGCCAACCAGUACGGCUACAUCAUGAGCAACGACGGCAACGAUCUGCUGCUGGAGGCGCCGCUCUUCACUCAGGGCUACGAAUACAAGAAUAUAACUUUGGAAGGAUUCAAUGGCACAUUUGAGAUUUAUGUGCGAGAUCGAGAAACGUCAAAUAUCCAGAGUUCGACUGUCAAGACGUGUCCAUUCACUGCAGAAGAGCUCAUUGUGUGUUCAACUGAUGGGAUGAUGACCGUGGUCGCUGACCUGUCUUUGGCCGUUCCAAGUGGAGGGGUCCCGGCCAGUACCAACCUCCUGGACAAAAACUGUGGACCCAGAGAGGCAGACGACACCAGGGCUCUGUUCUCUUUUCCGGUCAACACCUGUGGAUCUGUAGUGAAGCUCAGCCACGGACAUGUGACCUAUGAAAAUAGGAUUCUGUUCGACCCAGAGUUAUUGCCUGUUACAACCAACACUAGCACUGAUAUUGACAGGGUGACGGUCCAGUGCGCAUAUCCCAUUGCUGAUCUUCAUCGCCUCUUCUCAAUGUUCCGGUUUGAGGCUGAUACAACUGUAGUUGGACAAAUCAGUCAUUCAGCAAAAUUGAAAGAGCGAGAGACGACAACAAUUGAAGCAGCCAUCGAACCAACCACAGCGCUUCAUACUCCACUCCCUGCUACUCCACAGACUACAGGACUCAUUGCAGUACGAGCUGCUCGUCAUCCUCCUGUCCGUUACGUCAAAGUGCUCAGCUCUUUACAUAACACUGCAAAGAAAAGUCAGUUCAGCUCAAAGGAUGAACUCCCAAUGGGCCCCUUGAUGCAGCUGCAUGAGCAGGCUGCCCUCCAGAGUUCCCUCCAGUACAAACAGUGGAAAUGCCACAGUCUGGAUUAUCAGGGGAUGCUUCUGCAACUCAUAGUAUUACACUCUGCCCAGCGUGAGGACGUCCUGCUGAGGCUUCUUCAAAGCAAAGACAUGGAUGAUCUGGACGGACACGAACAAAGCCAGAAGUCAUGA